This is a messenger RNA of Humulus lupulus (European hop), 1158 nucleotides long. RefSeq names its product lysine-rich arabinogalactan protein 19-like. The record is from RefSeq and is a predicted model, not a curated record. The transcript is spliced from 4 exons. The coding region runs from base 1 to 1158 and encodes 385 amino acids. Lineage: Eukaryota; Viridiplantae; Streptophyta; Magnoliopsida; Rosales; Cannabaceae.
AUGGUGAUCCAAUCAGCCCUUCUGGCCAGCAUGAUCGACAUAGAGAAAAGUGUAAAACAACUGGUCAUAGAGGCCAAUCUGAGACUUCUCGACCUUUUGGCUCCUCACCAGGAUGUGAGGGAAUCUACUGCGGGGAGUGCUACCUGCACUGAAAUCCCCGAACAGCAGCCAGAUGUGUCACAACCUCCACCGAGGAGGGCAACUGGGGUUGCCAUCAAUGAUCCAACUGGUGCCCCCCGACCUACUACCACACCGGCCCCUCUAGGGAAGGGAAAGAAGAAGGCCACAGAGCCUAUUCUUGAGUCAUCGGACGAGAAUGACAUGGACUCCGAGAAUGUAUUCGACAUGUACUGUGCUUCCGAGGCUCCUGAAGCUCCUGCGAGCAAGAAGAAAUCGAGCAGGCGGCAUCAGGAGGAAAGCAGUAAAGUGCCUCCGGCCAAGAAAUCCCGGAUUGCAGACCCUCCGGCAAACGGACCGUCAAAAAAUGCAACACCACCUCCUUCUCCUCUCAAGAAGCAAAAUACUCCUGCUCCGGUCGGGUCAACACCUUCUCCACCGGCCCCAACCGACCAAACUCAGCAGGUUGCUCCUGCUUCCACAGGGGGCGACAUAUCGAGUCCUGCUUUAAGAUCGGCCAAAGAUAGGAUGGCCAAAAUUUUGAAGCACGAACGUUGCCAAGAGGCGAUGGCGGGGAUAGAGAUGAUGGACGUCAACCAAAUCUUAACCCGCGCGCUAAACGAGCUUGCCAGUGAAAUGCUGACUGUUACUGCCGGCCAGCUCCACUCGGGUGCUAUCACUAAGCAGACCAGGACCUCCGAGCAACAGCACGCUGAGGAACUCAAAGCUGCUGAAGCGAAAUACGCUGAACAACUUGAGGUGGCCCAGAAGACAAAUGCAGUGCUGCUCAAGGAGAAGAACAAGCUGGCUGAGGAGUUAAGGGAGAAGCAGACUGCGCUAGACAAGGCUAUCGAGCAAAGAGACCAGUUCAAGGAGUCUGACCGCGUCAAUUACCGCGAGGCUAAAAAGCUCGAGGAUGACUUGCUUGCGAGCAGACAAGAGACUACAACAUUGGAUGGUUGGAUCAAGAAGCUUGAAAAAGCUAACGCUAGCAAUUUGGAAAGUACACAGCCUACGGGUCGUGAUGUAAAGACAAUAUAA